Messenger RNA from Oreochromis niloticus (Nile tilapia), 2862 nucleotides. Its product is annotated as NACHT, LRR and PYD domains-containing protein 3. The transcript is spliced from 13 exons. NCBI's taxonomy places the organism in Eukaryota, Metazoa, Chordata, Actinopteri, Cichliformes, Cichlidae. Bases 106 to 2862 code for a protein of 918 amino acids. Gene Ontology annotation, molecular function: protein binding. The record is from RefSeq and is a predicted model, not a curated record.
UAACAUCACAGCGGAUUCCUUUGUCACACAUUAGAGUAAUGAUGGAGGAAGAGGAGAAGGACCUGUCACAGCAGGCAGCUUCAUCAGCAGUACACUCUGGAUGAAAUGGGUGGCAAGAAAAAGAAUUGGAAGAAAGAAUUUGGAAACACAAAACCACAAGUUGAGACAAAAACAUAUGGAAAAGGCCCCGGGUGUGGAGAUGAGAUUCUUCUUUUUCUUGGGAUUUUCACAACACUCUCAAAGAUGGAGGCAUGCGUUCACGAGCAGCUGCUGAACAUGCUGGAUGAUUUGGGAGAUGAGGAGCUGGAACGUUUUCACUUUUACUUGCAGAAUGGACCCGGAGGCGAUUUCACAACCAUCAAAAAGAGCCGUCUGGAGAAAGCAAGCAGAACGAGAACAGCGGAUGUCAUGGUGGAGACAUAUACUACUGGCCAUGUAAUGGAGGUGACGAGGUCGAUUUUAAAGAAAAUUAAAAAAGGAAGUCCUUCAGCCCAGGCAGCUUCCUCACUUUCAUCAGAAGAAGCUCUACAAAUGUGUCACCUUAAACUCAAGUUUAACCUGAAAGAAAAGUUCCAGCGUGUGUUUGAGGGGAUCGCUAAAGCAGGAAAAACAACUCUUCUGAAUCAGAUCUACACAGAGCUCUACAUCACAGAGGGAUGGACUGCAGAGGUCAAUAAAGAACACGAGGUCAGAAUGAUUGAAACUGUAUCUGCCAAACCAGACAGACCAGAAACAACAAUCAGGCAAGAAGACAUCUUUAAAGCCUCACCUGAAAGAAAUAAACCAAUCAGAACAGUGCUGACAAAGGGAGUGGCUGGCAUUGGGAAAACAUUGCUGACCCAGAAGUUCAGUCUUGACUGGGCUGAAGAAAAAGCAAACCAGGACAUCCAGUUCAUAUUUCCAUUCACUUUCAGAGAGCUGAAUGUGCUGAAAGAGGAAAGGUUCAGCUUGGUGGAGCUUGUUCAUCACUUCUUUACUGAAACCGAAGAAGCAGGAAUCUGCAGCUUUCAAGACUUCCAGAUUGUGUUCAUCUUUGAUGGUCUGGAUGAGUGUCGACUUCCUCUGGACUUCCACAAAACUAAAAUGCUAUCUGACCCUAGAAGGUCCACCUCAGUGGACGUGCUGCUGGUAAACCUUAUCAGGGGGAAACUGCUUCCCUCUGCUCGCCUGUGGAUAACCACACGACCUGCAGCAGCUGAUCAGAUCCCUCCACAGUGUGUCAACAUAGUGACAGAGGUCAGAGGGUUCACUGACCCACAGAAGGAGGAGUACUUCAGGAAGAGAUUCAGAGAUGAGGAGCAGGCCAGCAGGAUCAUCUCCCACAUCAAGACAUCACGAAGCCUCCACAUCAUGUGCCACAUCCCAGUCUUCUGCUGGAUCACUGCUACAGUUCUGGAGGAUGUGCUGCAAACCAGAGAGAAAGGAACACUGCCCAAGACCCUGACUGAGAUGUACAUCCACUUCCUCGUGGUUCAGGCCAAAGUGAAGAAGGUCAAAUAUGAUGGUGGAGCUGAGACAGAUCCACACUGGAGUCGAGAGAGCAGGAAGAUGAUUGAGACUCUGGGAAAAGCAGCCUCAGUGUACUCAGGAGUGUUCACACAGAUCUUUAAAGAGGAGAGAGGACUGUACCAGGACAAGGUGUUCUGCUUUGUUCAUCUGAGUGUUCAGGAGUUUCUGGCUGCUCUUCAUCUCCAUGGGACCUUCAUAAACUCUGGAGUAAAUCUGCUAGAGAAACAACAAACAACAUCAUUAUUCUCCAAAUUAUUUAAGAAACCAAAGCUAAAGUUUAUCCACCAGAGUGCUGUGGACAAGGCCUUACAGAGUCCAAAUGGACACCUAGACCUGGUCCUCCGCUUCCUCCUGGGUCUUUCACUGCAGACCAACCAGUCUUUCCUAAGAGGCCUGGUGACACAGACAGGAAGUAGUUCACAGACAAAUCAGGAAACAGUCAAAUACAUCAAGGAGAAGUUCAGUGAGAAUCUGUCUGCAGAAAAAAGCAUCAAUUUGUUCCACUGUCUGAAUGAACUGAAUGAUCGUUCGCUAGUGGAGGAGAUCCAACAGUCUCUGAGUUCAGGGCGUCUCUCUACAGAUAAACUGUCUCCGGCUCAGUGGUCAGCUCUGGUCUUCAUCUUACUGUCAUCAGAAAAAGAUCUGGAUGUGUUUGACCUGAAGAAAUUUUCAGCUUCAGAGGAGGCUCUUCUGAGGCUGCUGCCAGUGAUCAAAGCCUCCAACAAAGCUCUACUGAGUGGUUGUUUCCUCUCAGAGAGAAGCUGUGAAGCUGUGUCCUCAGUUCUCAGCUCUCAGUCCUGUAGUCUGAAAGAGUUGGACAUGAGUAACAACAAUCUACAGGAUUCAGGAGUCAAGCUUAUGUCUGCUGCACUCCAAAGUCCACACUGCAACCUGAAAACUCUAAGACUGACUUGCUGUUUUCUCUCAGAGAAAAGCUGUGAAGCUUUGUCCUUAGUUCUCAGCUCCCCUCUCUGUAGUCUGAGAGAGCUCGACCUGAGUGACAAUGACGUUCAAGAUUCAGGACUGAAGCUUCUGUCUGGUGUAUUACAGAGUCCACACUGCACCCUGGAAACUCUGAGUCUGUCAGGCUGUCUGAUCACAGAGGAAGGCUGCACUUCUCUGGCCUCAGCUCUGAGCUUCAACCCUUCCCAUCUGAGAAAACUGGACUUGAGCUACAAUCAUCCAGGAGCUUCAGGAAUUAAGCUGCUGUCUAUAGGACUGGAGGAUCCACACUGGAGACUGGACACACUCAGGGUGGAGCCUGCUGGAGUCCGAUGGUUGACACCAGGUCUGAGGAAGUAUUCCUGGUCUUGUACAAUUGAGGAGUGUACACUGGAGUGCAGAAGGCUUUGA